Molecule: messenger RNA, 915 nt
Organism: Ictalurus punctatus (channel catfish)
Lineage: Eukaryota; Metazoa; Chordata; Actinopteri; Siluriformes; Ictaluridae
Exons: 4
Coding region: 176-724 (182 amino acids)
Source: RefSeq, a predicted model, not a curated record
AUGCUUUUGUUACUGAUAAAUACAUGUACAUUUAAAUUGAUUUUGUUCUGUCUGUGAUUUUGUAGAUCUGGAUGUUCAGCUGGUCUCAGAUCAAGCAUCCUCCUCUGUACUGACUCCACUAUCCCCACCUUCAUCCCAUUCAUUAGAUUCCACAAUUAUCCUGGAGUCCAGAAGAAUGAGGAGGAACCCAACAGGGUUAAUGGAGCAGAAUGAAGCAAGACAGAAAGUUGAUUGUGUUCUGAGGGUCAAUCCAAAGGGUGAGGAAAUCUUCAAGGAGUAUGAAAAGACCAAAACUCUAACAGAUGCCACACAUAAACAGAUGGUGAACGUCCUGGUUGCAGACAUGUUAGAGCUACAUGGGAGGAUUCCAUCCUCAAGUUUGAGGACCAGUUAUGCACUGGGAAUUGUGACACUUUUUCCAUACCUCCAAGAUCCUUUCUCCAAACAUGGAUAUGAACACUACUAUGAUCCUGAGGGUAAUACUGGCUUCAUUGCAUGGAGAAUCAAGACAGUUCAACAUAACACCUGUGCUGGCUCCCGGUGUCAUUCCAAGACUGUUCUUCAGGAUGGUCCAAAAACCAGACGAGAAUCUCUGUUAUUCUGUCAACAGCGAUUUGAUGAGGAGUGCAGGGAGGCAAUAUCUACAAUACGAUAUUCCACUGAUGAAUCUGUGGUCAAAGAGAAGAUGAGCGAAUUUCCAGUAUUGACAGAAGGUGGUCAGUGAGGAUGCAUCAUCUUCAGUCCUGGAUUUGUUCCCUCGUUUCCUUGCUGUAUCUGGAUUGGUAAGAAAAUCUUUAGCUUUGGAAGUAGUUUUGAAAAGGAAAUGACCUUCUCUGUAGUUAUUAAAUGAGUUCACUGGUACAGCAGAGAAAGGAGUUGUUCAAUGAUCACCAUAACAACAACAGGCCGGUCCAA